Messenger RNA from Malaya genurostris, 4284 nucleotides. RefSeq lists its product as uncharacterized. Bases 1 to 4284 code for a protein of 1427 amino acids. Lineage: Eukaryota; Metazoa; Arthropoda; Insecta; Diptera; Culicidae. Gene Ontology annotation, molecular function: nucleic acid binding. Gene Ontology annotation, biological process: DNA integration. The record is from RefSeq and is a predicted model, not a curated record. The transcript has a single exon.
AUGUCAGAUCCUCCGGGUACGGGAGCCGCUCAUGCGGCCCAGCAGCAGCAAAACACCGAUCAGUUAUUGCUCCAGAUCCUGAACCAACAACAACAGCUUAUGGCAAAACUCACAUCGCAGAUGUCAGCCACCCAGUUAACCAUACAGGGCCUGUCAAGAGAUGAAAUCACGUUAGAUUCUCUUGCCAGCAACAUCGUCGAGUUUGUCUACGAUCCAGAUCAAGGAUGCACGUUCGACACUUGGUAUUCAAGGUAUGCAGAUCUGUUUGACAAGGAUGCGGGACGCUUGGAUAAUGCUGCGAAAGUCCGGCUGCUAAUGAGGAAAUUAAACCCAGCAGCACAUGAGCGCUUCACCAGCUUCAUUCUCCCGAAGAAAUCAAAAGAUUUCACCUUCGAACAAAUCAUCGAGAAGCUUAAAACCAUUUUUGGAUCGCCAGUGUCUAUCUUUCAUCGUCGAUAUCAAUGUCUUCAAAUUACUAAAGACGACGCAGAAGAUUUCGUGUCAUAUUCUUGCAAGGUAAAUCGAGCAUGUGUGGAUUUCAAGAUCAGUGAUCUUUCGGAAGAGCAGUUCAAAUCACUCAUUUUCGUGUGCGGAUUAAAAUCGUCAAAAGAUUCCGAUAUUCGUAUGCGGCUCAUUACUAAAUUGAACGACACUUCUGAAAUUUCGCUGGAGAAGGUAGUUGAAGAGUGCAAGAACCUGGUGAAUCUGAAAAAGGAUAACAGUCUCGUGGAAAAUCCGCGAACGCAAGCGGUCGUACAUGCAGUUAAGCAAAGUAGAUACAAAUCGAAGUCAAACCACAAGCACCUUCGAUCGGCCGCAGGUUCCAGUAUCGAUCGACCAAGAACUCCUUGCUGGUCGUGUGGAGGCAUGCAUUUCUCAAAGGACUGCCAGUACCGCGAGCAUCAGUGCCGUGACUGCAAAAAGAAAGGGCACAAGGAAGGUUAUUGUGCCUGUUUUUCGAAAAAGUGUUCUUCAAAUAAAAAGAUAUUUACUGCGAGCAAAGACGUCAAGGGGGUAUCAGUCAAGAACGUCAGCCAAAGGAGGAAGUUUGCUGAGAUCCAAAUCAACAAGGUUCCAGUCCAGUUGCAAAUAGAUUCAGCGUCAGAUAUUACAAUUAUAUCUGACCAGCUUUGGAAACACAUUGGGCAGCCUCCAGGAGUCAGGCCAACAUGCAGUGCUAGAACAGCGUCAGGACAACCACUUGAUCUAGCGCUGGAAUUCUGGUGCGACGCGCAAAUCGGCGGCAUUUCUAAAAAAGGUCUGUGUCGUGUUGUAUCAUCUAAUCUUGAUUUGAACAUUUUAGGCGCAGAUUGGAUAGAAUUGUUCGGACUGUGGGACGUUCCUUUUAGUUCAAUUUGUCACAAAGUCACCGGUUCACAAAAGCACAAUGUUGAAGUGUUACAGGCACAGUUCCCAACCGUUUUCAGCAGUAAAAUGGGACUGUGUACUAAGACGAAAGUUCAGCUCACUUUGAAAGGAGAUCCUAAGCCUAUAUUUCGCCCCAAACGACCCGUGGCGUACAGCAUGCAAAGCGCUGUGGAAAAUGAAAUUCAGCGGCUUCAGGAUCUUGGUAUUCUUGUUCCAGUUGACCAUUCAGACUGGGCAGCACCAAUUGUGGUAGUACGGAAGCCAAACGGAGCCGUGCGUAUUUGUGCUGAUUUCUCUACAGGACUAAACAGUAAUUUAGAGUCCAACCAGUACCCGCUACCAUUGCCUGAGGACAUAUUUGCGAAAAUGGCGGGAUGUAAACUGUUUAGUCACAUCGACUUGUCAGAUGCUUACCUUCAAGUAGAGAUUGAUACACGCGACCAGUACCUUCUCACCAUCAACACACAUAAGGGAUUGUUUCGUUACACCCGUCUAACUCCGGGCAUCAAGUCAGCUCCGGGAGUGUUUCAGCAGUUGGUGGACACAAUGGUCAGCGAUCUCAACGGAACAUGUGGUUAUCUAGACGACAUUUUAGUCGGUGGCCGUACACAAGAAGAGCAUGACCACAAUUUACAUCAAACUCUGCGUCGACUCGGAGAGUAUGGUUUCACAGUGAGGAUUGAAAAAUGCAGUUUUCAAAUGUCACAAAUCAAGUACCUCGGACAGAUACUUGAUGGCGAUGGAAUAAAGCCAGAUCCAGACAAAUCAGCAGCCGUAGCAAGCAUGCCACCGCCACAUGAUGUUCCAUCGUUGCGUUCGUAUCUGGGUGCUGUCAAUUACUAUGCAAAGUACAUUCCGGAAAUGCGCAACCUUCGGUUCCCGAUGGAUGAACUACUCAGAACGGGUUCAAAGUGGAUCUGGUCGGAAGCAUGUCAGCGUUCAUUUGACAGAUUUCGUAAAAUUCUGCAGUCGCCGCUCGCGUUGACACACUACAAUCCAAAACUCGACAUUGUGGUGUCAGCGGAUGCAUCCCAGCAAGGAAUCGGUGCACGCAUAGCUCAUAAAUUUCCGGAUGGAACAAUUAAAGCAAUUUCAUAUGCUUCACGCAGUCUCACUCCAGCUGAAACCAACUAUAGUCAGAUAGAAAAGGAGGGACUCGCUCUCAUCUUCGCCGUAACGCGUUUUCAUCGCAUGAUAUUUGGUCGAAGUUUCAUACUCGAAACGGAUCACAAACCGUUGUUAUCGAUUUUCGGAAGCAAAAAAGGUAUUCCUGUGUACACUGCAAACAGACUGCAGCGGUGGGCACUGACGUUACUAUUAUAUAACUUCACCAUUCAGUACGUCAGAACAGAAAGCUUUGGGUACGCAGACGUUCUUUCGCGGCUGAUCAACAAUCACAUUCGGCCUAAUGAAGAGUAUGUCAUCGCAUCGAUCGAGUUGGAAGAAUCAGUCAAGCACAGUUUUGAACAAUCUUUAGAAGUGUUACCAGUCACAUUCAAGAUGAUCCAAGAUGAAACGCAAGCAGACUCACUUCUUAAGAGAGUUAUUAGUUACGUGCAAUCCAGAUGGCCUACUAAUAGAUCCGAUCUCAGCGAUCCACAGUUGCAUCAGUUUCAACAGCGUCGAGAUAGUCUUUCAGUAUUUUCAAGCUGUUUGAUGUACGGAGAACGGAUAGUCAUCCCAACCAAAUUUAGGAAUCGAGUACUUCAUCAAUUGCAUAAAGGACAUCCAGGUGUGGAACGAAUGAGAUCGUUAGCGCGUAAUUACGUGUACUGGCCUGGUAUCGAUGAACAGAUAGCUCAGGUUGUUCGCUCCUGCAAUAAGUGUGCUGAAGCAGCGAAAACUAACAGCAAGACCAAGCUAGAAAGUUGGCCUCUUCCACAGCAACCAUGGCAGCGAGUGCAUUGCGAUUUCGCCGGACCAGUAGAUGGAAUCUACUACCUGAUUGUUGUGGACGCGUACAGCAGAUGGCCGGAAGUUAUUCCUACUAAACGAAUCACCACGGCCGCAACGUUAACCAUGUUUAGAGAAAUUUUUUCGAGGCAUGGCAUGCCGGAAACGUUAAUUACAGACAAUGGCACGCAGUUUACCAGUGAGAACUUCGAAAGCUAUUGUACCAACAACGGCAUUCUUCAUUUGAAAACACCACCGUAUCAUCCACAAUCAAACGGACUGGCUGAACGUUUUGUGGACACAUUCAAACGGACACUCAGAAAAAUUAUGACGGGGGGAGAGAGCCUUCGGGAAGCAAUUGAUACCUUCCUUCUGUGUUAUCGCUCCACACCAUGCCGUAGUGCACCGGAAGGUAAGACACCAGCAGAAUUGUUGCUGGGCAGACGAUUGCGAACAUCCUUGGACCUGUUGAAGCCUCCUACAGCGUAUUACAAAUCAGCAGACUCCAAGCAAGAAGAACAGUUCAACCGGAAGCAUGGUACCAAAAGUCGGAAAUAUUUGAUUGGUGAAUCGGUUUGGGCCAAAGUUCAUCGCAACAAUACUUGGACUUGGGAGCCCGGACAGGUGCUAGAACGAGUUGGUCGGGUAAUCUACAACGUGUGGUUAUCAUCAGAGCAGAACCUUAUCAGGUCUCACUGCAACCAACUACGAAGGCGCUAUGGAGCUGAAACUUCAGUCAAGCAGCAGUCAACCGAUAUUCCCCUGAAUAUUCUUUUAGAUACCUGGAGACUUCGUCCAGCACCACUUGAGCAGGCGUCUCAAGAGUCUCAAGAGAUUAUUCUGGAAACUCAAACAACGGAAACAAAGAACUCAAUUCCCCAGAAUACCGAGUCUAGGGAGAUUGUUCAACGUUCUCAUACACGCACAACGAGAGCAAACAGUCAACAAGAAGCGGUAAUCUCACGCCACUCUUCGCGGACUAGAAGAGUACCCGUGAGGUAUGAUCCUUAUCAUCUCUAUUAA